UUUUACCGCAAUUAUUAUGUAACACAGUCGUCAACACAUGACGGAACGAAACAGUUUUUAAAAAGGUCAGUUCUACAUUUAACUGGAGCACGUUUCUUAGAAGCACUUAUAAGAACUAGACUAUCCCUCAAUUUGAAGGUAAACUAUGCAUCUACUUUAUAAAUUCAGUAAACACAUGGCUAACGCCAUUGGACCAUGUCGAUUCUUAAACAGUACUUCGCUUAUCAUAUUCAUUGGCUAAAAAGUGUUUUACCCAACCGGAGUCGUCUUUAUCAAUGUUACUCGAUUCUAGUAAUGCUCAUCUCAAUGCUCGCCAAACGACAAGAUCUUGUUCUUGUCGAAGUGGAAUGAGUUGAGUAACAGAUCAACCGGGGCCAGUUGCCAACAUUAAUAUUGUAAUAACGAAUCUUAUUUUUGAGCGAUUACCUGUACCUAAGGACAGGUAGAGGAGCCACACAUAUAAACGGGAUUGGAUACUUGGUUUCUGUAAUAAUAUAUAACUUUAUGUGUUAUUUAACAAAUAUAAAACAUUUUCCGUGUUGAUAUACAGUUAUAUCAACACGAGUGGAAUUGGGAAAACGAGAAAUUUUGUGGAAACACGACGCCCGAAGGGCGGAGUGUUCACACAAUUUUCGAGUGUUUUCACACAAUUUCACUUGAAAAACACUUCGGUGAGUGGAGCUUCCCGAAUAAAUAUUAUUAUUGUUAUUCUUACAGUAUAAAACAGAAUAAUAAACCGAAAUAUUCGAAAGGAUGGAUUAAGACACGUCACACUACCGUCGAAUUUAAUUCAGAGAAAUUAAAUAAAACGAACAAGUUUAUACGACGAUAGUGUGUUGUAUUUGAAUUUGUCUGAUGAAUUAAAUUUGCUCAAGUUCUAUCCGUCAUGGUCAGGAGAAAUUAAACAUCUGAAACGCGUCUUCAUUUCAUAUAUACGACGCAUGAAUAUCGAAUCAACGAAGUGCAUAAAUUAUAUUACACUUGAUCUUCAUAGUGUAUUUUUGUGCAACUAUAUGAUGGCCAGUCAUGGAGUCAAAUAGUCAAUUCUUAUUCAUCCGAGUUAAAUUCGUCACGAAGCCGUACUCAAUUAGUGAAACCGUAGCCAUAGAAUGAAACACGACAUCGUGCCAGUUAAGACUAUUAUAUCAACGCUGCAUGUUUUAAAUAUUUCUAACCAAGUUUUGUUGUGAUUGUAACGGAAAUGUGGUUUAUAUAUGACAUAUGUAUAGGAAAUUACACGGUUUGAAAAGUAUCAUGAAGGUCCAUGAAAAAUCGCACGCGUGUUUGGCGAAAUAUUUAUAAUACCACGAGUGUUGUUUAGAGUAUUGUCGUGAAUCAGCAAGAAAAUGUGGUUUAUAGACCUAUAUGACAUUAAACGCCGAUAACCCUCUCAAUCGGAUCUUAAACACGUGUGACAGACACAGAAGAAAUUUGCUAGAAUUGAAGACUGAACUAAUUCAAAUACCGAAUAAAAUACAUCUGCAACUAAAUCCCAUAGCCAUAGGCAUAGUAAUUGUGAGCUGGCCGUUAGUCCGUAACUUACGCUAUAUGAAAAUGCAAUUUGUUAAAAGUUCAUGCAAGUUUAAACAUAUGCUUUCAAGUGUUUAACAUAAUAAAUGAGCCAACAUAUGAUAAAUCAGCGUGCUUAUAGUUAACUUACUGAUAGAUGCCAACUCCAUUAUUGCUUAUAGUCGGCUAUGUCACACUGACCUAACCGUUGUUGGCCUAACAUCAUUCAACAAUUUUCAAAUAUUGUUCUAGACCGUUUCUUUCCCAAAUAUUUUAAUAAAUUGAAAUGUGCAUAAUAAGCAGUUAUAUUUUCAAUUUGGAUAAAUCUUAUCAAACUGAUGAUGAACAAUGCAUGUGCAUAACAAGCAGUUAUAUCAUUAACUAUGGUUAUAUAUAUCCCAUAUAGAUCUCUUGUUUCAACCUGUCCUGUAUAUAUAACUUCAUCUAAAAACAUUAAAAGAUACAUUGAUUUGAAUCGCAGCAUUGUGAAUUGUGAUGACUCACUUUUUCAAAUAUCAUAUUAGCAUAUUUAUAUAUACGUCAUGAUGACCAAAUGUUAUUUUUAUAGCCCGGUUUGUCAUUACCUCAUAAGUAACUAUAUAUAGCUCGUAAGUAUAACCAUCUAACCUAAGCAAAAAUUUAAUUUGAAUAGUUAUUCUUUCACUGUUCUAUACUGUAGGGCCGGAUUGAAAGCCUCGAUAUUUUAUUGAAGUCAUAUAUCAAAGACUUGGCCAAGAAACAUUUUUAGCCAACCAACUGAACCAAGAUGAAGCCUCGAACAACAAUGAAACGUUGUGUUGAUGAGACGGGUCAUUCCAUAUAUUUCUGUAAAUUUGAAAGCAGUCCGGCUAAUAGAAAAUACAAGGAACAAAAAUUAAACGAAAUAAUAGCUGCUAUCUGCGCCAUGCUUAACAGCAACGGUGGAAAAGUCAUAUUGUAUAACGAGUUCAAGUGCAAAAAAAUCAAACGUUUAUCAUCCUUGGUGGUUCGAAUACUGGAACAAUCUAUGAUCUCUAUCAUAGGAUUGAAUCAGACCGUCUCGAAUAUAAAUUUCAAAGAGGAUAAAGAAAGUAUAAUCAUUUCAGUUAAAAAGGCUGAUUCUUUAAUUACAACUACUUAUAACCUUUAUUUACCGAGUCGAUCACAGGUUGUACAAGUAUCCCCUUUGGAACCACUAGAGAAAGUCAAGCACGAUAUCAUCAACAGAAAAGUCGUCCACGAACCAGUCCAGCUUGACUCACAUUGUAAAACAUUUGUUAAGGAUACAAAUAGUAGUUUUCAAGAUAACAAAUCAGUCCAGUUAAAGCAUCUAAAAGCAGUUGCAUCAAAACGUACCACACUAGCAGAUCGUAUGACUGGUAAAGGUAAUAAAUUCAGUUGCUAUGUUUCAGCGUUUGCCAACCAUAACGGAGGUCACAUCUACUAUGGUAUCAGAGAUGAUGGAAUUGUUGAAGGAGAGUGGAUUUCCAAUGAGAACGACCAAAGUGAAAUAAGAAAGAAAGUUGAGAAAGUCUUCAACAAAAUGACCUGGCCUGAGCAGAUUGGUCAACCAACACGAGGGGAACACUGGGAAAUAUUCUUUGAGCCAGUGAAAGAUGAAAACUCCAAACCUAUCCCAUCAACCUUUGUGAUCGUCAUUUACAUCGCUGCCUGUCUGGGUGGUGUGUUCACUGAGGAACCAGAAUGUUAUGAAAUGGUGGAGGGGAAAGUUGAGAAGAUGUCGAUUGCUGCUUGGAAGAAGAGAGUAUUCAAACGUGAUUAUGUAGAUAUUCGUGCAGCAGUACAACGAAUUGAAUGGAGCUCAUCUGCCACAGAACGUCAUUGCACUAAGGUUCGUGAAGUUUUAAUGACGGCCAUUAAUAAUGGCAAAUGGGAAAUAUUUUCAAAAUAUGCGAAGCUAUUUGAAGAUAAAUAUCCUGAAGUUGAGGUGAAGCUGAUGGUUUUGUCAAGGAGAGUCAUAGCGAGUUACCGGCAAGGUCGUCUUUACAAAGCACGUCUCUUGCUUGUUGAUUAUGAUGAAUUUUUACCGAAAGCAAACGAUCCCAUGAUUUUCGAAGUGAUUUAUUUGUGUUUGGAAGCAGCUUUAAAGCGUGCGGAAAGAAAAUUCGAAGCUAUUAGCAAAUUAUUGGAAAGUGCUUUGUUUAAGGCGGACCAAUUAACACCAGGGAUUAUUACAGCAGUGACAUUAUCAUUUGCAGCAAUGAAUCAAAACUUUGGACGAAAUGAGGAUGGUCCAUCGUCUGCCGAACUUUCUAAGCAGGUACUUGAACAUUUGAAGUAUGCACCAAGGUCUCCAGCACAGGUAGAAAUGGAACACAAGGCGUACAUCAUUUUGGCAACAUUUCAUCUUGGAUAUAAUAUGUCAGGAAAGAUAAUCGAGAAGCAUGUAAAUCAAUCAAGGCUGGAAACAGCGAAGUCUAGCCUAAUGGCGUUAAAUGAGUCGGUAUGUAGUGGGUAUUCGCUCAGUCGAUACCGUGAGGUUCAGUUCAAUUUGGUACAGUCGACCCUUUAUUAUCGGUAUGCCCAAGUUAAUCCUGAAAAGAACAAAAUAUUCCUAGAAGAAGCGUUUCAAUUCUCUAAGAAGGCUCAACAUCUUGCCAGAGCUUCUAAUUUUGAUGAAAUGGUUACAUGGGCCAAUGUUAGUGUGGCUUUGUACACUGAAAAAUUAGUCCUUGCGAGCUUGGCGAAAAUGGAUUGGGUAAAGAAGAUAUAUCUUGUACCGGUAAGUAAAAAGUAAGUGUUUGCCUGAUUGCAUAUGUUUUCUACGAGCGGAAAAGAGUAUACAUGCCUUCUGGUACAACCAAUCUUGACAUAAAAUUGUUGACCUUUAAUUCGUUUUUAUUGAUAAAAAAGUUAAACUUAAAUUCAUUUUUUUUAAAUUGAAAGAUUUUAUUUCCUAAAAAUAUCUGCUGUUUAAUUCCUUUGCACACCACAAUUUAAUCCAGAUAAUUUUAUGCUCAUUGCAUGUUUGCAUGGCGAUAAAAUAUUUAUUUUCAUUUGUAGAAACACCACGUAUAUUUUUAAUAAUUGCAAGGCUUUCCAUUUGUAAGGUCGGAUCUUGGUCAGUGCUGAUGUAGUAGCAGCCUAGAACCUAGGCCUUUACUCGACUACCUUUGGCAGAUUUGGUUAAUGUUGAACGACUAUAGCAUUAAUUUGGCAAGAAUGACAUCACAGGCAGUCCAGUCUUCGGAUGUAAAAAAACGAAUUACAAAGAUAAUGUGAAAGAAUUCCCCAUUCCAAAAUUCCGCCAGAUACCCUGGAUAUUUGAAAUGACGUGAAGACCCUUGUUAUGGAUCGAAAGCUUUUCAAUAAUGAAUAUACGUGGUGUUUCCACGAACCAAAAUAAAUAUUCUAGAUAAUUAAGCCAAAAUUGUCUUCGUUUAAGCAUUUAUAUUAUAGUUUGAAAUGAAUACAAACGGAAUGGAUUAGAAUAAAUAACAUAAUUAAAAAUAUCACAAUAGUUGUAAUUGUAGUUAUGUAGUUUAAUUAGUAGUUUAAUUUUUUUAGUAGUUUAAUUUUUUAGGUGGGUUUCAAACAAUCCCACAAGACUUUAACACAAGGACAAUGGAGGUUCAAGAUUCAAAUGAGCACUGAACUCUUUGAACUCUCAAAGUGACUGCAUGUGUCUAUAAUAACAUGGUCCUUCCAAAAGUAAAAACAGAACCUGUAUGGAAAUAUUCUUUGGCGUUCGCUGGACCAAGAAUUAACAAUCUUCUGAAUAUGAAAACUCAACAUUAACGUCUAAAACUACUUGAAAUAGUGUUGACAUUUGCGAUUCUUAAUUAUAAAUGUUAAUUAGAUGAAUCACUAUUAGGGAUGGGCCGUUUAAAAAGGAAGCGGGCGGGGUAAGAACCGAAAAAUCCAUACAAGCAAAAUAUUUAAAACAUAUAACUACUCCGCGCCCCCCUUCACUUCUCCAAUGGUGCGUCCCUCACAUUAAAGGACUUGUUUUAAUGACUUUUGUGAAGCAAUAUCAGAUUCUUAGUUGAUAACUAUAAUAAUAGCAUAGUUGCCCGGGUUUCUUUUGUUUCAACAGGGUCGAUUACUAACUAAUCGCCCGCUGUAGCGGGCG
Molecule: messenger RNA, 5581 nt
Organism: Paramuricea clavata
Lineage: Eukaryota; Metazoa; Cnidaria; Anthozoa; Malacalcyonacea; Plexauridae
Source: the annotation of a GenBank genome assembly